This is a messenger RNA of Lolium perenne, 1592 nucleotides long. RefSeq names its product peroxidase 2-like. Gene Ontology annotation, biological process: response to oxidative stress; hydrogen peroxide catabolic process. Lineage: Eukaryota; Viridiplantae; Streptophyta; Magnoliopsida; Poales; Poaceae. The record is from RefSeq and is a predicted model, not a curated record. Gene Ontology annotation, molecular function: heme binding; peroxidase activity.
AUGCUGCGGCGGGCAAUGCUUAAGUUGACACGGCAGCCAUGGGACACAUGUGAAAGCACGCAUCCACCAAAUCCUGCCUAGCUAAAAGGGGCUAAUGGAUCAAGACUACAAAUAGCCUCCAUAGCAUGACCCUUUUCCUCACAUCUCAUAUCCAUCUCUCAUAUCUUGCAACUAGCUAAGCUUGUCUGUCUAUCGAUCUACCAACGGCGGCCAAAGCAGCAGGCUUCUCCUUGUCAUCGUCUAAUAGUGCACAUGGCCUCUUCUUCUAGCUUGCCGUCAGCUGCUCGUUGCAGCCUGUUGCUCAUAGCUGCACUCACUCUUGUGCUGAGCCACGGCGCUCACGCUUAUGGUGGUUCCGGUACCGGGUUGAGCUAUUCGUUCUAUGACAACUCAUGCCCCAGUGCACGGGACAUUGUCCGACGCGUCAUCCAGGUCGCCCGGAUCAUUGACGCGCGCAUCCCAGCCAGCCUCAUCCGCCUUCACUUCCACGACUGCUUCGCCAAUGGUUGUGAUGGCUCGCUUCUGCUCGAUGAUGAUGUCUCCUCGGGGAUAAUGAGCGAGAAGAAAGCCCCUGGCAAUUACCAGUCAGCGCGUGGGUUCAAUGUGGUCGACAACAUCAAACAAGUGUUGGAGAUAGCUUGCCCCAGCACCGUUUCCUGUGCCGACAUCCUCACCCUUGCGGCUGAAAUCUCUGUCGAAUUGGCUGGAGGGCCAGCCUGGAGUGUGCCUCUCGGGCGCCGCGAUGGCACGAAGACCAACAUCGAGAGCGCUAAGGAUCUCCCAAGCCCAUUCGACUCUCUGGAUAUCAUUCAAAAAAAAUUCAGAAACAUGGGUCUCAACGAUAUUGACCUUGUCGCCCUUCAGGGAGCGCACACCUUUGGACGGGCGCAGUGUCAGUUUACGCAAAGGAACUGCACGGCCGGGCAGGAGGAGGGGACGCUGGUGAACCUUGAUGCGGCCACUCCCAACGUGUUCGACAACAAGUACUAUGGCAACCUCCUACAGGGACGCGCCGAGCUCCCUUCCGACCAGGUUAUGACGUCCGACCCUAUAGCUGCUGCGACAACCGUGCCGAUUGUUCGCAGGUUUUCCAGUAACCAGAAGGAAUUCUUCGCAAACUUUGCAGCCUCCAUGAUCAAAAUGGGAAAUAUAAGCCCACUGACCGGAAGAGAUGGGGAGGUUAGGAAGAAUUGCCGCAGGGUGAACAAGAAAUCCUAUUAAGAAGCAAGAUUCGAUACUCGUCAAUGAACAUAAAAUUUAAUUAUCUCUGUUUUACACUUCGUCAUGUAUAAUUGUAUAAAUCAUUCUUAUGAUUCAUUCUUAUUGUAAAAGCAUUCCUUUACCUGUCAGCAGAAGCUAAAUUAAUGUAUAUGUUACUUCUUCAGUACAUGGGACUAGUCGCAAACCCGUUUCUUACAACGGCCAUUUAACAGAAAAUAGGAUUAAUAGUCCACUGCUAAAACAAUGCUGAAAACACUGAUGGUUGGGGUCAGCAAAUAGCGGGUCUGCGCAGCCUGGAGUAGAGCAAAAUGUAAUGGAAAAAGGACAAUCAAAUUGAAUCAUACAACAGCCACUGGAAUUUCUUUUCUUUA